Dendrobium catenatum is the source of this 396-nucleotide messenger RNA. RefSeq names its product probable 28S rRNA (cytosine(4447)-C(5))-methyltransferase. The transcript has 3 exons. The coding region runs from base 115 to 381 and encodes 88 amino acids. The record is from RefSeq and is a predicted model, not a curated record. Gene Ontology annotation, biological process: maturation of LSU-rRNA; rRNA base methylation. Lineage: Eukaryota; Viridiplantae; Streptophyta; Magnoliopsida; Asparagales; Orchidaceae. Gene Ontology annotation, cellular component: nucleolus. Gene Ontology annotation, molecular function: rRNA (cytosine-C5-)-methyltransferase activity.
UGAUAUUUUGUGUGAUUUGUUUUGAUAUCUUUACAGCAACUGAUUUUGGCGGCAAUUGACUUAGUUGAUGCUAACUCAAAAUCUGGAGGAUUUAUAGUCUAUUCAACAUGCUCCAUGAUGGUUGAAGAGAAUGAGGCUGUGAUAGACUAUGCUCUUAAGAAGAGAGAUGUGCAGGUUGUACCCUGUGGAUUGGACUUUGGUCGCCCUGGAUUCAUACGGUUUCGCGAGCAUCGCUUUCAUGUGUCAUUGGAAAAGACAAGAAGGUUCUACCCCCAUGUGAACAACAUGGAUGGCUUCUUUGUGGCUAAGGUACUAGUUCUUUCUAGAUUUUUCUGUGAGCUAAUUUUGAAUGACUUUGCUAGAAACAAUUGGUCAUUGUGAAUUGUGAUCAAUAAA